This is a messenger RNA of Staurois parvus, 690 nucleotides long. Lineage: Eukaryota; Metazoa; Chordata; Amphibia; Anura; Ranidae. The record is from the annotation of a GenBank genome assembly.
UUAUAUACAUAAAUAUUUAUAAUUAUAUUUGAUUAUUUUAUAUUUUUCCUUUGUAUGUUUACCUCUCUCCCCGCCUCACUUUUCCUCAAUACUUUAUCCCCAAUUCUGAUCCCCGACCCCCCUUCAGUCUUGCACAGGUGUACCGGCUCCUCCCCUUCAGUCUUGUACAGGUGUAUCGGCUCCUCCCCUUCAGUCUUGCACAGGUGUACCGGCUCCUCCCCUUCAGUCUUGCACAGGAGUACCGGCUCCUCCCCUCCAGUCUUGCACAGGUGUACUGGCUCCUCCCCUUCAGUCUUGCACAGGUGUACUGGCUCCUCCCCUUCAGUCUUGCACAGGUGUACAGCUCCUCCCCUUCAGUCUUGCACAGGUGUACCGGCUCCUCCCCUUCAGUCUUGCACAGGUGUUCUGGCUCCUCCCUUUCAGUCUUGCUCAGGUGUGCUAGCUCCUCCCCUCCAGUCUUGCACAGGUGUUCUGGGUCCUCCCCUUCAGUCUUGCACAUGUGUACCGGCUCCUCCCCUUCAGUCUUGCACAGGUGUACCGGCUCCUCCCCUCCAGUCUUUCACAGGUGUGCCAGCUCCUCCCCUUCAGUCUUGCACAGGUGUUCUGGCUCCUCCCCUUCAGUCUUGCACAGGUGUUCUGGCUCCUCCCCUUCAGUCUUGCACAGGUGUACCGGCUCCUCCCCUUCAGUCU